GGAAACUUUCAAGAUGGCAGCCUCCAGUGCACCACUAAAUUCUGGUUCCUCAAGAAAAUAUAGGAAAUCUUUGCUUUAUUUCAUGAUAUUUUUACUUGUUUUUCUGGUUUCCACAACCGUUUUGAUGGUUUACCCGAAUUCAUCAACAAGUCUUAUUAAAAGUCCGGUAAAAACCUUGAAAAUAUGGUGUAUUUCUUACGGCGUGUUGGAACUGUGCGGAUACAGUUUGUUAUGUGGAAUGGAAUCUGAUUUUGAUCAUUCAUCGGCGAGCAAGAGAUCUCGGGCAAGUUCUACAAUAAUCAACAAUGUCUCAGCUAAGGUUGUGUCCAGUAUAAAAUAUGGAUUACUUAUUUUCUUCAGCUCUAUUGCAUUCCAUAUAAUUGCAGUUUUGUAUGGUGCACCAUUUACAGAAACUGUGACAGAAACAGCCACGUUUGGUGUUUUGCUGACAACGAUAGUAACCAUUCCAACUCUGUGUGUAUUGGGUACCAAUGCAGAGUGUUACAGCAGGCUCAUAGGUAGCAGAAGGCCACAUGCUGGUGUUGAGUCGUGUUUAGCAUACAUUGUAUUCUUCAGUCUACUUGGUGCAUGGCUUGGUGCUUUCCCUAUACCUCUUGAUUGGGAUAGACCAUGGCAGAAAUGGCCAGUCUCUUGCUGUAUCGGGGCUCUGUCUGGACAUACACUUGGUCUUGUAGCAUCUGUCAUUCACAGCGCACGAGGAUUAGAAGAAUCAUCGGAAACAUUCUUCAGUAGGGGCAAAAGCAAGAACUUUUGAUUUAGAUUCAGAUAAAUCAUUGUGAUUGCAUCUUUAUGAUAAUUAGACAAUUGAUGGAAAACCUUUCCCUGAGUGUUGAAGAUGUGAUAUUACAACCUAAAAACAAAGGACGUUAAAAUAAAAUAGUGGUUGUCAUGGUUUAUGGCCAUUGAUAGUGGUCUCAAAGUUGCAAUAUGGGAUUUCAGUUUUAGCUCAUGAGCAAUGAUAUUGAUUGGAAUAGAUCUUUUUUUAUAUUU
Lytechinus variegatus (green sea urchin) is the source of this 1011-nucleotide messenger RNA. Its product is annotated as phosphatidylinositol-glycan biosynthesis class F protein-like. The transcript is spliced from 5 exons. The record is from RefSeq and is a predicted model, not a curated record. NCBI's taxonomy places the organism in Eukaryota, Metazoa, Echinodermata, Echinoidea, Temnopleuroida, Toxopneustidae. Gene Ontology annotation, cellular component: endoplasmic reticulum membrane. The coding region runs from base 14 to 775 and encodes 253 amino acids. Gene Ontology annotation, biological process: GPI anchor biosynthetic process.